Messenger RNA from Rhipicephalus microplus (southern cattle tick), 1134 nucleotides. Its product is annotated as (3R)-3-hydroxyacyl-CoA dehydrogenase. Lineage: Eukaryota; Metazoa; Arthropoda; Arachnida; Ixodida; Ixodidae. Gene Ontology annotation, biological process: fatty acid biosynthetic process. Gene Ontology annotation, molecular function: oxidoreductase activity, acting on the CH-OH group of donors, NAD or NADP as acceptor; quinone binding. The record is from RefSeq and is a predicted model, not a curated record.
GAGCACGUGAAAGCGCGCGCUCGGCUGUUCCUAAAUUGCCGUCCAAGUGGACGACGCGAUGUUGAGCGGACGUUUAGCGCUCGUGACCGGCGGGGGCAGCGGGAUAGGCCGCGCCGUUUGCCUCGGUCUGGCCCAGGAAGGUUCUCGAGUUGUCAUCGCCGACGUCAACAAGGAUGCCGCCCGGGACACCCUCCGGAUGAUGCCCAACGAGGCGGACCACCAAGCCCUGCAGGUGGACGUGGGCGAGGGCCAUUCGGUUCGUGACCUGUUCUCGGCCAUCCGGCGGCUGUACAGCUGCGCGCCCACCGUGGUGGUCAACUCGGCCGGAUGCCUCACGCACAGCUUUCUCCUCAACACCGACGAGCGGGCCUUCGACGAGAUGGUGCGCGUCAACCUCAAGGGCACAUUCCUUAUCACCCAAGAGGCAGCGCGGGAAAUGAUGGCGGACGACAACACGUCGAAAAAGCAGGACCGGUCGAUCGUGAACAUCUCAACGAUUCUGGGCAGCACGGGGUUCCCCAAGAUGUCUUGCUAUGUGGCCGCCAAAUCUGGUGUCAUCGGCUUCACCAAGUCAGCCGCCCUGGAGCUCGCCCCUUACGCGAUCCGGUGCAACACGGUCCUUCCGGGCGUGACGGACACGCCGCUGCUGUCUCCGCUGGACGAAGAGACGGUGCAGAAGCUCAUCCGUCGCUCGGCAAUGCGACGCGAAGGAAAACCCGAAGACAUCGCGAGCGUUUGCGUCUUCCUCGCGUCGCCGAAGAGCUCGUACGUUACGGGCGCCGCCAUCGAAGUCACCGGAGGUCUUUCCGCAUGACAGUCCUGUUGUACUGUCAGCUGAACUCAUGGACGUAUACCGCAGGCUACAUCAACGUUUAUAUGUUCUAUAGAAACGUUGGGCUGCAUGGUGGAUUCAAUUACGCAAGGUUAUUUUAUGUAUACGGAAAGGCUGCUAAUAGAAACGAGGAUUAGUUCUAUUUAUCUUGCCGUUAGAGAGUGAAGUUGGGACAGAUGGGAAAAAUGUAUACUAUAACGUGGCACAGGGGAGAGCGAGAGCAUGGCUGCUUGAACUUCAGUUUUCGUUGUAAACUCACCGACAAAACUGAUGGCAGAAUAUAGCUGAUUCUAUGUUCUUCA